ACCGAGCAUCUCGCUGCACAAAGCGGGAGAGGAGAGAAGAGAGAGGGAAGCAGCAAAAAAAGAGAAGAGGAAGGUGGAGUGGAUGCGAUGAGACACCGACGAUAGUCGCUGUUCACGGGCGGAUUUAAGGACUACAAACAAAAGGACCCGGAGGGGGGGGGGGUCUUCACGGCAAAGCUUCCUACCCUUGUUCGUACUUCCCUCCCUCUUUCUCCUCUCCUAUUCUUUAAGAGGCUGAUUUAUAUUCAUGUUUUUUUUUUUGUUUUUUUUGGAAGAGGACUUCCAUCUGCCGGGUGCAUAGGCAGCACUGGGAGCUGUCCGGUGCUGAACUUGCUUUCAGAGGAGCCAGUACAGGAAUUUAUGUAUUUUUUUACAAUCUUCCAAAUUUAAAAACAGAGGUCACGCUGGACAGGGCAGUUUUUUGUGUUUGCGUGUGUGUGGACGUGUGUGUCUGAGUGUGUGUGUGUGUGUGUGUGUGUGUGUGUGUUUUGCACCACCAUGCCGAGGUCUUUCCUGGUGAAAAAGGUGAAACUGGAUGAUUUCUCCACCGGGGCUGAUUUGGAGAACGCAUACCGGCCCAGGACAGAGCUCAGUUUGCGGCUCCAUGACAAAGCAGGCUACAUCAGCGACUACAUCAGCCCAUCUGUGUACGAUGGCGAGAGCGAUGGCGGCAUCAAGGUGCCCUCCCCGGACCCCCUCUACGACGGCAUUCACAGUGACUACGGAGCGCCGGAUUCGGAGUCUCCAGACAGCCCGGGCUCGGAACUAACCGACGGGUACAUCAACGGCGACGCGGCGGUGAGCGAAGGCUACACGGUGGACGCCUUCUUCAUCACAGAUGGCCGCUCCAGAAGGAAAGUCAUGGGCAGCCCUCGCAGCAUCCAGAGGCACACGUGCAACGAGUGCGGCAAAACCUACGCCACGUCGUCCAACUUGAGCCGACACAAACAGACGCACCGCUCUCUGGACAGCAAGCUGGCGAAAAAAUGCCCCACCUGCGGCAAGGUGUACGUGUCCAUGCCCGCCAUGGCGAUGCAUCUGCUCACGCACGACCUCAAACACAAGUGCGACGUGUGCGGGAAAGCGUUCAGCCGACCGUGGCUCUUACAGGGUCACAUGCGCUCCCACACGGGCGAGAAACCGUUUGGCUGCGCGCACUGCGGGAAGGCCUUCGCCGAUCGCUCGAACCUGCGCGCUCACAUGCAGACCCACUCGGCCUUCAAACACUUCAAGUGCAAACGCUGCAACAAGACCUUCGCGCUCAAGAGUUACCUGAACAAGCACUACGAGUCGGCCUGCUUUAAGGGACCCUUCUCUCCUCUCGGACCGCUGGACGCAUGACCCCGCCCCCGCCUCUCCCCGCCAUUAUUCUUUAAAAACACUCUAUUUUUGUUCUGACCUGGCUUUCUCUUCCUCGCUCACAUUUGUGCACCUCGCUUCCGCCCCGCCAUCCCCCCCGGAGCCAAUUAACGCUGAUGAAGAUAGCACAAAUUUGUCCUCCUUGACUUUUAAGGAUUGAACCGUUUUACGCAUGCACUUCCUGGAAUAAACAAACUCUUCACCUCUUCUUCCUGCUCUGGACAGAGACCAUAGUAAUAAUAAUAAUAAUAAUAAUAAUAAUAACAAUGAGGAUAGGAAUAUGGCUUCACUCCUGCAGAUCCACACAUGGAUGACGAGGAUGGACGACUUCCUCUCUGCACUACGAUGCUUACAACCACUCUUUGCUUUUUGUAUUUCAUAGUAAUAAUUAGUCAUAAUAAUAAUAAUAAUAAUAAUAAUAACGUUUGUCUGCACCAAGUGACCAUAUUUUGAGGUUAAAAAAAAUUAUUUAUUUAUGUAAUUAUUUAUUAUGAAUUUGUCAUGUUUUAAAUGUUAUGUUGCACUUUAUUUUAUUUUUUUUUCAAUUUUUAUUUAUUUUUUUGUGUACUUUGUUUUUUUGAAAAAUCACAACAGGCCAAAGCAUAUGUCACUUUUCAGUGCUAUUUUUUCUAAUUAUGUUCUUUUUUUUACGAAUUGCAUGCAAAAACACACACACACACAGAAAAAAAACUAUGCCAACGUUAUAAAAAAGCUUUUUUUUUCUUUGCCAAAAUUCUAUAAAUAGAACCUGAGGGCAAUAUUUUUCUCUGUAGGAGUUUUUUCAAAGCAAUAAUCACACUAAUGCAUGGUAUUUUAUGAAGUAUUACCUACUACUGUAUAGCAGUUUUAAAAAUCAGGUAUGUUUUACUUCAAACUAUAGUCGAUAAAACAGAAAAAGGCAAAUAUUACAGACAUCAGGGAACAUGCCGAUGUAGUGUUAGAGAAAGAAAAAAAAAAAAAAAAAAGAGAAAAGAUUUCCUCUCUUGUUAUGCACUGCCUGCCUCUUAGCGAAUAAUAGAACCAAUGUAGGAAUGUCGGGAAGGGAGCUGGGAUCAGCCGUGGUAGGGCGACCGCGUAGUACAGAUACAGUGAAAUUCUAACAUUUAAGCUAAAGGACAACAUGAAAAAAAAAACAAAAAACGGAAAACACCCCUGCGGUGAUGUGCAGGUGCAUGAAGGCGAAGUGAAGGGAGGCUAUUCAGCAAGUUGGAUGAUGCCCUGUGGUCGGCUUGAAAUGUGAUGCAUUAUUCAAGCACGCAUCCUUUUAAACCAUAAAGCGUGCAUUCUUAGACCGCCGAGAGAAAAAAAAAAAAGCCUGCAAUUAUAUAGCCGGAUGGUCCUGCCUUCACGGUUACAGCCCUCUUCCCUAUACAUUAGUACCGCUUUUUUUUUUUUUUUUUUUUUUUUUAGUAGGCUCCUACAACCACGACGUGAAACCAUAGGGGAACAAUGGAUGAUGUGAUCCACGGUGCGGCUGAAGCCAGCUCUCUAACCCUCCCCAAAAAACAUCCAAUGCAGAUUACUGGAGCUUCCCUGGAGACACACUGAAGACACAUAACUGGAAAAAAAAAAAAAAAAAAAAAAAAAAUCGGGCGGCACGGUGGGCGAGUGGUUAGCUCACAGCUAGGAGACCAGGGUUCAAUUCCACUCCCGGCACUCCGGUUUCCGCCCACAUUCCAAAAACAUACUACUUUAAUUUGCGACUCCAAAUUGUCCAUAGCUAUGAAUGUGAGGAGUGUGAAGGGUUGUUUGUCUAUAUGUGCCCUGUGAUUGGCUGGCCACCAGUCCAGGGUGUACCCCGCCUCUCGCCCGAAGACAGCUGGGAUAGGCUCCAGCACCCCUCUGCGACCCGAGUGAGGAUAAGCGGUAGAAAAUGAAUGAAUGAAUGAAACUGACUUUUGGGGCUACACAGUGGUCGAGUGGUUAGCGCGCAGACUUCACAGCUAGGAGACCAGGGUUCAAUUCCACCCUCGGCCAUCUCUGUGUGGAGUUUGAAUGUUCUCCAUGUGUGGGUUUUCUCCGGGUACUCCGGUUUCCUCCCACAUUCCAAAAACAUGCUAGGUUAAUUAGCGACUCCAAAUUGUCCAUAGGUAUGAAUGUGAGUGUGAAUGGUUGUUUGUCUAUAUGUGCCCUGUGAUUGGCUGCAUGGCCACCAGCCCAGGGUGUACCCCGCCUCUCGCCCCCAAUGUGAGCUGGGAUUGGCUCCAGCACCCCCUGCAACCCUUGUGAGGAUAAGCGGUAGAAAAUGAAUGAAUGAAUGAGUUUUCCUCCUAUUUUGUGUGGAAGUGGUAACUUUUUGGCUUCUUAUUUUGUCAUUCCCCACCCUCGGUCAUCUCUGUGUAGAGUUUGCAUGUCCUCCCCCGUGCAUGCGUGGGUUUUCUCCGGGUACUCCGGUUUCCUCCCACAUUCCAAAAACAUGCUAGGUUAAUUAGCGACUCCAAAUUGUCCAUAGGUAUGAAUGUGAGUGUGAAUGGAGGAAAGAACAUGUGUCUGAUGAUACGCCACACAUCCCAGCCAACAAUUGGAAGUAAUAGAUUCAAAAUGGAGAGAUUCUCUUACAAAAAAGGACUUGUGAUAAUCGUAACACUUCCUCAGGCGUAUUUAACCUUUAUUUAAUCAGAGAUGAAGAUUCAGACUUUAAUAAGGAGAUGAUUCAAUUAGCGACUCGCUACGUUUUGGAGGCUUCUAAAAAGGACAAAAAAGGAAGACUGGCACCGAAACACCGAUGGCCUACUUUCACCUUCGUCUCAGCACAACCAAGACAAACACAUCUGAGAAGGCUCUGAAGGCGGCAGUUUUGUACGAAGGUGUUAUGUUGCGGGUGUCGAUCUAAUCUUCAAACCUUUGAAAAAUGAGCCUCAAAAGGAGUACAAGUGUUUUUUUUUUUUUUUUUUUUAUAAAUCGAGGAAUUUUUCAAAACCUUGUAAAAGUUAUGUAGCAAAUAAGGGGGAAAAAAAACAAAAGCACAAAUACAUUGGAGACAAAGCGAGAUCACAGAGUGUAGACCUACGUUAAGGGUGGAGAGUUUGUCAAUUCAUAAACUCACGGCUAGAAUAAAAAGAAUCAAACCAUUUUUAUUCCACUGUAGUACAUCUCAAUGGAAAAUACUACAAACUAGUAGUAGUCAGUGUGCAUCCCUCGCAAUAUUACGGUUCGAUUAUUGCGCAAAACAUUGAGACAUCAUCUUAUAUUAAAAAUAUCCUCACAUUCUGUGUGGAAGUGGUAAGUUUUUGGGCGUUUAAGUUAAAAAAAAUUAUAAUUUGAGGCCGUCCGUCUCGAGUCAAGGCAGCGUAUCAGUUACGCAAUGUGAUGGAAACAUGUGUGGCUGCACGGUGGUAAAGUGUUUAGCACGCCGACCUCACAGAUAGGACACCCGAGUUCAAUCCCACCCUCGGCCAUCUCUGUGUGGAGUUUGCAUGCUCUCCCCGUGCAUGCGUGGGUUUUCAAUUCCACCCAACCUUGGUUAGCGUCAUUAAUUUGAUCCAAAAGGUCCGACUCUAACCAAAACGGAUGCUAACCAAAUAAAUGUUUCCCAUAAGAAAUAAUGUAAAUCGAAAUAAUUGGUUCCAGAAAGAGGUUGCAUGGCGGUGAAGUGGUUAGCGCGCAGGCCGAACAGCUAGGAGACCAGAGUUCAAUUCCACUCCGGGAACUUGGGUGUCCUCCCACAUUCCAAAAACAUGCUAGGUUAAUUAGCGACUCCAAAUUGUCCAUAGGUAUGAAUGUGAGUGUGAAUGGUUGUUUGUCUAUAUGUGCCCUGUGAUUGGCUGGCCACCAGUCCAGGGUGUACCCAGUCUGAAGACAGCUGGGAUAGGCUCCAGCACCCCCGCGAUGAAAGGUCUAUUUGUUUGUUUAUUUCGGCUUUUUUCCUGAAAACGGAGUCGCCACAGUGGAUCUUUUGAUUUCGGAUUGUGUAAUUAUGUUAAAAAUUAUAAUUAGAAAGUUAUAAGUUCUGACUUUCCUUUUCUUUGGCGCACCACUGCUUGAGAACCAUCAUGAAACGUUGAUAAAAAUGUUGUUCUUCCACGGAAACACACUCUAUGUAACUAGUUCUCGAACCAGGCUCAUGUUUACCGAUCAAAGACUGAGCAAUUUAUGGAGAGUAACCACGAAGUUCUUCAUAUGUGAAGAUGAAAUAUGUCUAUUAAGCAUCCGAUCAACCACGGCAGUAUUGCGUCUCUCCAGGCCAGCUCCACAUCUCCUCAAGCACUUCCAUUCUAACCAUCGCCACCUUAAAAAGAAGAAGUAGCACAAUGAAACUAACUAGAAAUUCAGGUAGAGAAGUAAAUUGAAAUCUUGUACUAGCUUGACCUCUCUUUUCAGUUUUUUUCUCCCCCCCCUUUUUUUGUAUUUCCGAGCUGAAGGGUGACUUAAAUAAUCAAAGAGGGUUUGUAAAAAAAAAAAAAAAAAGCAAAAACAAAAAGGACUGAGGCAUUUUUACCGCUGUACAGUGAUAUCUGACACACUUUAUCUCAGGAGAUCUCGGGAGGAUCUCCUGAGUCUUUUGAGCCAGUAUUUAGACAAUGUAAGCACAAUGAACACAAAGCAUUUUGUGGCACUUCAUAAUAAAGAACUAUCUUAACCAACA
Doryrhamphus excisus (bluestripe pipefish) is the source of this 5944-nucleotide messenger RNA. RefSeq names its product transcriptional repressor scratch 1-like. Gene Ontology annotation, biological process: regulation of DNA-templated transcription. The record is from RefSeq and is a predicted model, not a curated record. NCBI's taxonomy places the organism in Eukaryota, Metazoa, Chordata, Actinopteri, Syngnathiformes, Syngnathidae. Gene Ontology annotation, molecular function: DNA-binding transcription factor activity, RNA polymerase II-specific; RNA polymerase II cis-regulatory region sequence-specific DNA binding.